UGCUUCGUUGAUGCUGGGCUACUGGAUUUCUGGUUUCUUUCCAUACCAUUAUGUAUUCAGUCAUAAAUGAUAACGUUAGUCAAAGUUGAUGAAUCUGACGCAGCCUGUAUAACGAAUGAUACACGAGCAAGAUGUCCCAGACUGUGACUAUGACGGAGACAGGUAUCAGCGCCCUCGAGGGAUCACCAAGACAUAGUAAACACAUGGGUGAUACGGAGACAGUUGUGUUCAGUAACUGCAAGUCUGGACUCGGAAUUAAGAUUAUCGGAGGUAAGAGUGAGAUUGAAGAAGGAAGGGAUUAUGGCAUCUUCAUUAGACGGAUUAUCCCUAGAGGAUUAGCUGAACAAAGCGGACGUCUUUGUGAAGGGGACCAGAUUCUCAGUGUGAAUGGUGAAAGCUUACUGCGGGUUUCCAAUGAACAGGCAGUCCAGUAUCUUCGUAAUGCAUCAGCGACCAAUAACGUCACUAUGGUGAUAACAAGGAAUGCGUCGGCAACACACAAAUUUUCAUUGCUGUUAGAAAGUCAACUUGCUAACACAAGAAACACUUUCAACUUGGAUUCACAGUCGGUUUCAUCAGAUCAAGCAUCAGAUAGCAAUGAUGGAGCUCCAAGACGUUGGUCAUCCCAGAGAGAAAGAACCUCCAACCAGUCUCCAUCUCCAAGUGUAGUUUCCUCCUCAGGACCUGGAGACCUCAGUCCUGAGUCUGCUAAUAUCAGGGUACCAAACGCACGUGAGAUUGUUAUAAAUAAGCUGAGUGGUCUAGGGCUGAGUAUAGCGGGAGGUAUCGAUCGUUCUGAUGGGCCAUCGAUAUACAUCCAAAAUGUUCAUCAAGACGGAGAUUGUUACAGGGAUGGGCGAUUGAGAGUUGGUGAUUGUCUUUUGUCCGUUAACGGAGAAUCCUUGACAGGUCUGACUAAUGAAGUAGCUGUGAGGAUCCUAACCCGAGAAUCACUCAGAAGUGACAUCAGUACCCUUCGUCUCGUCUACAUUCCUGGUGGUUCUCCCAUGAUGCAUCACGGUCAUCCGUCUCGACAAACACCUAGUUCCAGCUACGCCUCUUCCCCGAGCUCAAACCCAUCACCUCAACGUUACCUAUCUGAGCCCGGUAACCAACAUCCCCAAGGGUUACCGUACACUGGGACAAGCCACCCGCUACCUAGCAGACAGUCGCCCCAUGGGGGUGUAGGGUUGCCCCCUUCACCCCAUAUGGGAAUGUCGCCAAUGAAUGGUCAUGACCAAGGUAAUGGAUUAGUCUCUUCACAAGCAGUUAAUCAGUCCACUUCACCACCAUUGUAUGGACAGGCAAUGAUCAACGGUUACCCAUUAUCAGCUCUUAGCCAACCAGCUCCUUCCCACAUUGCUAUGCCGUUACAUCUUCAACAACGUCUUCACAUUCAACCAGCUCUGUCUUCAACUCCACAAACUGACAACAUUAACGGACAUCACAACCGUGUACCCCAACCACACAGCACACAGCCUGAGCCAUCCCCAGUCCUGCCUGCUAACAGUAUUACCAUGGCAACCCAACAUCAUGGCCAAUCGGCAUCUUCGUUAGCCACUCCCACUAUCGCUACAUUAUCACCAAGCCCCGCCCGCCCAAGGGGGAUGUCUCGAAGUAGACGUUUGUCCCUUGAUCCUCACGUGAGGUUAAGGGUCGACAAACUGGAAGUGGCUUUGAAAUAUCUUGGUAUAGAUCCAUCGGAAGAGGAAAAGAUGGAACUGAGAAGACGACUGCAAGUGGACCAAUCAGGAAUGGUGCCAUAUGGAGUCUUUGUUGCCGUCUCCAGAGAGUUAUUUAAGAUGCAGCUUGAUGAAAGUGUUCUAGGAGCGGGGUCAUUGACCUUUGCAGCCCACGACGUCACUGACUUUGCAGAGCCGCCACCAUUCCAACAACAGCCACAGCGCGCAGGUUUAGACACAGUACCGAAUGGUGAGUUAGAAACGAUGAGGAGACAACGCGAUGAAGCACUCAGAGAAGUGGAAAGAUUAAAAGUACAACUUCAAGAGAAAGAUCGAUCCUUCAAUUUAGCCGAGGAAGAGUUACUCAGAAUUCGCAAGGAGGCUCAAGGAGCCAUCCAUGAGAGUAGAGCCUUAAAGAGUCGUGUCCAUCUUGCUGAAGCUGCCCAACACGAGGCUCGUAAUAUUGAGAUAGACUACGAAGAGGUGGUUCAUUUAUUGGAAGCUGAAGUUGAAAGGUUACAACGGAGGAGUAAUAGGACACCACCACAGUCUAAUCCAGUUGAUAUCGAGAACCUGCAGAAGAGAUUGGCAAUACUUAGCUGUGAGCUGAGGAAAGCUACUAUUAGCAAGAGAACAUAUGAAGUAGCAACAGAGAACUUACUGCAGUUUGCUGAGGUUGUUCAUGAGUACUCCAGUAACGGGCCUAAUUCCAUGAGUAGCGGCCCCAGGGGGCGUGGGGAGAGUGCCAGACGGGGUAAUACUGGCUUCAUUCCCCCUGGGUAUCUGGCUAAACAUAGCAAGCACGGUCCCUUUAAUCUCGCCACUGAGGCUAAGGAAACUGUGAAGGCUGUCAAGAAACUGCUGGAAGUUGAGCCUUUGCCUUAUGGUUGGGAGGAAGCCUACACAGCGGACGGUAUGAAGUACUUCUUAAAUCAUGUGACCCAGGGUACAACAUGGAUUCACCCGAUCUCAAACGUCAAUCAUCUGCCGAAUAUCGACGAGAAUGCCCAAGAACUGCCCGAAACAAGAGCAUAAAGCGCAAUGUAUAAACCAUUUAUCAUCAUUUUUACUAUUAUAAUGUCUCUAGCCAGUCACAAUGUGCCUAGAGGUCAUAAGUCACAACCAAGUUACAGACUUUAAAUUCAAGACACAACGAGUAUCAGAUAAAACCUGAAUCAACAGCGAGAAUGAUCUAGCCAAUCACAAAGGUGCCUGAAGGUCAGAUGUCACAGUUAUCCCCAUUGAACAGUACUGGAGUAAGAGUGUUUAAAAACAAUAGAUCAGAUGACGGAGGUGUCACCAGCCAAUCACAAAGCUGUCAAAUGUCACACGUACCACACUUGAACAGUAACAAAGCAGAGAGUUAAAUAAUAGGCCCAAUAUUUAAAAGUGCUGUCACUGCCCAAUCGCAGAGGAAAUUGCUGAACAGUAUUUUCUACUUAACAGCUUCAUGAAGUUGGCCUCUGAUGUAUUUUUAUUUGUAGAGUGAAGUUAAACUUGAAGUGUACUCCUUUUAAAAUAUUGUAAUAUAUUUCUGUACAUAGGUGUACUUGAGUGGUUGUGAAUGAAUCAAGGCUUAAAUUGUGUUAUACAUGUCUAACUGGCUGUCUUAAACUGAAGCAAAUUUUGUAUAUUUGUAAUUAUAUACUUCCAAUAAUUUAUCUAAUGUUAAUAACAAGUCACAAAAAAGUACUAAAAUAUUAUUUGAAAAUGCUCUUUUCUACACAUAGCACAUAAUGUACUUAUCAUUUUACAAUAUUUUUGUGCAGUGGCCAUUUCAUAAUGUAAUCGAAUUGUCAGUUAUUGCUACAGCUAUGGCUGUUGCUAAGAGUGUUACCAAGGACGUCCUAUACUUCAAUGCAUACUCUGUUUGAUCCAGCCUUAGCCGUAGCCGCUAAUUCAGACACAGCCUUAAUGAGUACUGGAAGGGAAUUUAGCUGGUUCUUUUUUAAUAUUAUUAUUCCUUAUCAUUCCAUAUUAUAUAUAAGUGUUCCUUACUAAUACUAGCAUAUUGUAUUCUCUUAUGCAAACAUCUUAUCAACACAUUUAAUUUAUGUAAAUGCAAAAGCAAACAAUAAUGAAAUGGUUGAAGGGGCCAUGACCAAACCAGGUUUGUGGUUGUAUAUGGAAUUAUGAACUCCAACCCAGUUACAGAUUGUAUACGAGGCAGGGGGCGGCAGGGCUGCUUGUAGUAUAACUGUGUGGAUAAAAUUAUUUAAUGUUAAAUUUAUAUACAGUGGUACACUUUUGUAUUGCAGCAUUAAAUUUCGGGAUCAGAACAGGUUUGUGUCUGGCUGUGCCUGGCUGUAAAUUGAAUUAUGAACUCUCACCCAGUUACAGAUGAUAUUCGGAGGGAGUGUAUGCUUGUAGUAACUGGGUGGGAGUUAGUAUUGUGCAGCCACAUACAUUGCAUGCUUUGAUCAUGACGACACAACCCCUUUAAUGGCUUCAUGUUUCGACCCCAGCAGAAGUAUUUUUGAUAAAAGUUCUUGAUUUGAACUGGAAUGGUGAAUUGAAA
This is a messenger RNA of Asterias rubens (European starfish), 4200 nucleotides long. Its product is annotated as syntaxin-binding protein 4-like. The transcript is spliced from 22 exons. The coding region runs from base 132 to 2717 and encodes 861 amino acids. The record is from RefSeq and is a predicted model, not a curated record. Lineage: Eukaryota; Metazoa; Echinodermata; Asteroidea; Forcipulatida; Asteriidae. Gene Ontology annotation, molecular function: protein binding.